Cadophora gregata is the source of this 4068-nucleotide messenger RNA. Its product is annotated as glyceraldehyde-3-phosphate dehydrogenase 1. Gene Ontology annotation, biological process: amino acid transmembrane transport. The transcript has 6 exons. NCBI's taxonomy places the organism in Eukaryota, Fungi, Ascomycota, Leotiomycetes, Helotiales, Ploettnerulaceae. Gene Ontology annotation, cellular component: membrane. Bases 1961 to 3784 code for a protein of 607 amino acids. Gene Ontology annotation, molecular function: amino acid transmembrane transporter activity. The record is from RefSeq and is a predicted model, not a curated record.
CUCACUCCGUUCUGCACUCAACCUCACCUCAACAGCGCAAGUCGGCCUGCCACGAACACACACCUCCUCUGCGAAUGUAUGAUAUCCUCGAACAUCGAGUCGUCGCAUCCGCAGAUUCGAGAGACCGUGAACGGACUUUGAAUGACGAAUCUGGAAUAACGAGCACGCGAUAGGGCGUUUUUUUUUUUGGGAAUCUGAGCUGGGAGCCAAGGAAUGCUAGAGGAAUGGAUAUUUGUCGUAGUGCAACGGAAAAAGACGGCAUACGGGUUUACCAUCCUCAUUGGAAGUUUCGGGACAACUGCUGCUUGUGUUGGAAGGGGGAGAGUCGUGGAGGAUUGGGGGAAGUAAGUCUGGAGGACUGCAAAGCGGCGCAGCGCGCCAUACGGAGGUGAUACCGACUCCCAUGUUCUGUGGGAGACUCACAUAACGGGAAACAAACCGAUAUGGCUUCAUAGUUGCGCUAUGGUAAGGACGUGGUCGACAUUGGAAGCAAGUUGCUGGCCGAUACAUAUGUACCUCUGUACGACCUUCUGCGCCAGAGCUUUAUAUAAAGCUGUUCGGAUUGCUCCCACACGCCUGACUUGCCUGAGAGAGAUUGAAGAAAAGCUUGAAACGAAAGACAUCAAUGCUCUUUCGAUAAGAGAAGUUCUCCUCAGUCGCACACUGCAACUUCAGCUCAUAGUUGGAGCUGUCAACCUUUCUUCCUUGCGUGCGCAAUCGACUUCUUCUUUGAAUCAACUUCUUGCAGUGGCAUUUGAUGCCUACCGAAAAAAGGAGUUGACUUCGUUCAGCCGUGUUUGUUGGUCCCUUUUGACUUAUCUCGUCUUUCUUUCUGAGUCCUCUGAUCUGUGCCUUUUCUCUCUUGCGGUAUUUAUCGGUCACCCCGAAGGAGAUAGCUGCACGGACGGGCAGGCGAAUCUACUGCAUGAUGCAGUUGCUGUUAUCCCUUGCUGCAGGAAGCUAUGAACGGGUACGGUCAGCGUCAUCAUUACCCGCUGCCAUGAGAGUUGACCUAUGAGGACUUGGUGUCUCGUGUGUUGCAAUAUGAGCAUGUGGCUCGUCUUCGGUCUUCUGGCUUCUUUCGUCGAACGCGCCUGGCCACAUAGAUUCAUGCAAAAACGGUUUUCAUGAGUCUUAUGUCUCGAAGUUUUAUUUACUUUUUGCAUAUGCGUAUCCCAAACUCAAACUGUCAAUCCUUAUCUUCACGCUAAGAAAGCCUCUUUCUGAUGUUAUCUCCAGACCUCACGAGACACAGGCGUUCAACGCAUGAGCUAAGAAACAGCGACUAUUCAAGCGUUCGAUACGGUCCUGAGGAUCCCUAUCCAUGACUCGUUGAACAAUAUCUCCACCCUUGUCUUCCCCCACACUUUGUUGCUGCGGGAGGUGGAUUUGACCUACGUCUGUGGCGUAUUGCUGCACUGCACCCAUGUCCGCAUCUCAAUGGAAAUCCCAUCCUGCUUUUGCGACCGCCAUGGGCAAAUCACGACGUUUGAUCCCAUUGGACCAAUAUUUCCAACAUCUGUUAUCCCGUUGAGUAUGCCCUGGUAUCGAUUGUUAUUGGCGGCAACAUGUUCCUGGUGUUGGUGAGUGUCAUAGCUCAUUAAGAAUUCAAUCCAAUCGAUUAGUGUCUCGUGGUGUAGAUCUCCAAAAUUCAGUCCAACUCGGGACGAGGCGUAAAGCCUCGCGGGCUCUUAUCUCGGUCCCAAAGCUUGAGCUCCACCAAGCUCAAAUGGCACAUAGCUAAGACCACUUAGCAUGCUCGGCGAGGUGUGUCGUGUGAGUACCCUGCAUCGAUCAGUAAAGUCUGAUUGUCAUCCCAUAAUUCACCAGAUAAGGGACUGUACCCCUCCUUUUCACUAUUUCAUAUCAUCAAGGUCUCCCCGCGUUGCUCGUUCUUGACUACUUGGUCGAAACUCCACACGCCUCAGCUUCUCAAAAUUAUUACAGACAUAGCGAUAAAAUGGCAGAACCGCUUCACGAAGAUAUUGAGAAAACAUCCGCCUCGAAGCUGGACAAGUCUUCCUCUCCCUCUCCCAAUCGCGAUCCCAACCAUGGUUUUGACAAGGAAUCACAUAUCCGAAGGGGCAGCGUGACAAAACACCACGAUGGCUUCUUCUCAGCUUUCACGCUGGAGAGCUUCAAACGCAAUCCCAAUGCGAGAGUAGUGACUGAGGCCACAGAUCUGGAGGGAAGACCAUUACCCGACCAACCUCCUGCUGAGCCAGCAUUGGCGAUGAAGUUGAAGGAAAGACAUCUACAGAUGAUUGCCAUUGGAGGAAGUAUCGGCACGGGUCUCUUCGUUGGUUCCGGUUCGGCUCUCGCAUCAGGUGGCCCUGCAUCUCUCAUCAUCGCGUAUGGUCUGAUUGGCAUGAUGUUGUACUGCACGGUCCACGCUUUGGGUGAACUAGCUGUUGCUUUCCCUAUUGCUGGUGCUUUCUCGGUGUACUCGAGUCGAUUUAUUGAUCCCGCAUGGGGUUUUGCUAUGGGUUGGAACUACGCCCUCAAUUGGCUCGUCACCCUCCCUCUCGAACUCACCGCAGCGUCAAUCACAGUCUCGUACUGGCCCGGCGCCAAAGACGUCUCUCCCGCAGCCUUCGUCGUGAUCUUCUGGUUCGUAAUCGUCCUCAUCAACUUCUUCGGGGUCAAAGGAUACGGAGAAGCCGAAUUCGUCUUUAGUAUCAUCAAAGUCAUCGCAGUUAUCGGAUUCAUUAUUCUAGGUAUCAUAAUUGCAGCUGGUGGUGUUCCAGGAUCUCCGCAAGGAUAUCUCGGCGCGGGGUUUGGGUAUAACCCUGGAGCAUUCCAUCAUGGAUUCAAGGGCCUUUGCAGUGUGUUUGUCACGGCUGCAUUCAGUUUUGGUGGGACUGAACUUGUGGGUUUGACGGCUGCUGAGACGGAGAACCCGAGGAAGAGUCUGCCGAGUGCUGUUAAGCAGGUAUUUUGGAGAAUUACGCUGUUUUAUAUGGUCUCCCUCACCAUCGUCGGCUGCCUAGUCCCCUACAACGACCCCGAUCUUCUGAACGGCUCCGGCUCACAAGACGCAAACGCCUCACCAUUCGUCAUCGCUGUGAAGAACGCCGGCAUCUCCGUCGUCCCAUCCAUCAUGAACGUCGUGAUUCUCAUCGCCGUCCUCAGCGUCGGAAACUCUUCUGUCUAUGGCUCUUCACGUACAAUGGCUGCUCUCGCCGAUCGAGGUCAAGCCCCGAAAAUCUUAGGAUACAUCGACAACACAGGUCGUCCGCUGGUCAGUAUCAUUCUCGCCAGUGCAAUUGGCCUGCUUUGCUUCAUCGUCGCAGCUGGAACCGAUGUUCGUGUUCAAGCUUUCAACUGGAUGUUGGCUGUGAGUGGAUUGAGCAGUAUCUUCACCUGGGCGAGUAUUUGCGCAUGUCAUAUCCGUUUCCGACAUGCGUGGAAAUACAACGGCCAUACCUUAGACGAACUAGCUUUCACCUCCCAACCCGGCUACUACGGCUCCUGGCUCGGCCUCAUCAUGAACUUCCUCAUCCUGAUCGCCCAAUUCUGGACAGCCAUCUGGCCCGUCGGCUACGCAUCCAAUACUCCGUCCGAAACCGCACAGGGCUUCUUCCAGGCGUAUCUGGCGAUGCCGAUUGUGAUGGCGUUUUUUGUGGUGUUCAAGCUGGUGAAGAAGACGAAGUGGAAGAAGUUGAAGGAUAUUGAUGUUACGAGUGGGAGGAGGGAGAUAGAUUUGGCGUCUAUACUGGCGGAGGAACGUGCUAUUCAAGCUACUUGGCCAUGGUACAAGAAAUGGUGGAACAUUGCAUUCUAGGUUGGUGUGCAUUGUAAGUAGCGUGGUGAAUUUCUGGUUGGUCAUUGCACUCGGUCUAUCCUAUCUGCAAAAAUUGCAGCGUCAAUUCACUGAAAGGCAUGUGAUUACGUGGCAGGAAUGGCUUGUAGCAUGGAGAACAUAUAUAAAUACAACGCAAAUACAGGGCAUUCUUGCGACAAGGCAUAGCAUGUAUGAAAUCAUACAUUGAUGGCACGUUGCGAACCACAUGUUGGCCUCUUUCAAUAUUGAAACAUCAAAGGGCAGGUCUCAUGCGUAUAUUUCCU